GCCAAAUUGUUCUAUAAAUCUUUAUAGAACAACAAAAAAUAAAUGGAGCGAUAGAAUCAGAGUUAGUAUCAAAGUCGGUUGUACGGGAUGGCGAGCCUCAUGAAAUCGGGAAAGGCCAUUUUGGAGAAUUUGGGUAAUAUUUUAUCAAGAUCAUAUACCAGGAGGAAUGUUUCACUGAUCUGCCCUGGUUUAGGACAUGGAUUGAUAAGGUAUGUCAGAAAAUAUGAUCUGGUGAGAACUUCAUGUCUAUUCUUUCCUCGAGCAACAAUUCUAUCACCUGAACUAUUCUUAAACGAUUCAUCUCUACUUUCUCUCCAGAAGCGAUGGGCUUCGCGUUCACCUUCCCUUUCCAUGACUAAGCUCAGUAAAAAAGAGCUCUCUCAAAUCGUCAGGGAUGUGAUGAAAGAAUGGGGCAUGCCCAAUCUGGAGAUGCCAAAUGAGAACUCUCUUCAAGAGGUGCGAGGAUUUGCAAAAUUUAUAUGCUCCAACCCAUCAUGCCCCCGCGACUGGUUUAGCCGUUUUGCGUAUGCCGACAUCAACUGGGAGCAGCAGAAAGUGACCAAAUUGUACAAACAGAAGUGCAACAAAUGUGGAACGAAAAAUGAGCCAUACUUCUCUAGAGGUAACUUCAAAAGAAUCGUUCAAAAUGCAAUCGAAAAAUUUUACAGAAAUUUGUCCAACUCGGGCUCUCCAGAUGACGAAAUCGUUCAAGGUGGUCUUUCUCACAAAAGUAAAUUGUGCGAAAAGUGUGGAUACGGAAAAACACGCUGCUGGACACAUAAGUAUAAGAAAGAAAAAUAGAUGGGAAAAUUGGUAUCUAAUAGAUAGAGACGCUGUAAGCUCAUAAUAUACUAAAAUGAAAGGCUCUUUUCUAAGUUUUUCACCAAUAGAAUUAGCAUUUCUAAUAUUCAACAUAAUGGUAAACAAUAUUGUUAUAUGCUCUCUCACAGUAAUAUAUUAUUGUAAUAUUACAGAGAAAGAGAGAGCAUUUGGCAACCUCGCAUAAGAAAAGCUCCAACGACCGAGCAAGAAAAUAUGCAUUUCUUUUAAUGUAUGGUUGCAGCUAUACAGAUAAUACAUGCAUGUAGACAUCUGAAUAUUCUACAAUUUUUUGUCUUGUUGUGGGUAAAGAUGAAAAGAGUAUACUCGAAAAACAAAUUGGUACACAGAAAGACGAUUAUUUAAGUUUGAAAAGAAAUUUAAAAAAAAUGCAUAUCCAUUGGUAUAUUCACUCUAAAAACACUGAGUAAACUUUUACCCAAUAGUGGGUUGAAAGGGAACAUGCAUGUUUGCUGAGUAUUUUUAACCCAAUAUUGGGCUAAAUGCAUGUUUUAAUAGUAGAUUUCAUUUUUUCAAAGCAACAUUGCGUAAAAUUCACAAAAUAUGUAGUAUCAUUUUACCCAACCAACAUGCAUGUUCCCAUUUUACCAAAUAUAGGUAAACCUUUUUUAGAGUGUAUAUUGGGCAACAUAAAAAUAUUCAUAAGUUAUGUCAUAAUCAUUCGUUAAUUGAAUUAUUUUUUAUAGAAAAAUUAAGGUAUGGGUGCAUCUGAGCUGCAAUAUUUGUUUUGUCUAUUGUUUUUUUCUUGGGUUUUUUUAGUGUAUAAGCUCAAAUUUGUUUUAUGAAGUUAUCGAAAUAAAAAUCAUGAAAAGUAUUAUUUUUUUUUAAUGAACCUACGACAAUGAGACACAACAAGGGACGGAGAAAUGAACAUGUGUAGUGGAACGUAGCGACCGAGCACGAAAAUUUGUUUUUUCACCAGUGAGGCUUAACAUUAUGUUUGAAGCCACAAACGAUAUUAUCACUUUCUCACAUGGGGGGGGGGGGGCGGUCCUUGCGUUACCGGCCCCUACAUGUCAACGAGGACCAUUUUCCUAUUUUCAAAUAUGAAAAAAAAAUCACCAAACAAAUUGGAACAAUAUUAUUUUCUGAGCCCCCUCAUAAAAAACCUUAACACACACACACACCCUCACACACCCACACACGCACCCUCCCUCACACCCUCACACAUUAACACAAUCCUUGAUUGACAGGUACCUGAUGAAUGUCGUGAAGCUAUAUGUGCAACGAUUAAUGAUGAGAGUGCAUGAUAAGUGGGUUUUCCCAAAAAUUUGUUGACUUGCGAGCAUUCAGGCUUACUUCAAACUACCUCCAUACAGAUUGGAGAAUGCAAGCAUUGCAUUUAAUAGGAGAAGUAACUAAAGCACAAAAACAAUGUGAGCAUAGGCCAGUAUCCGGGGUAUAUACCAUACCCAGACUUGCAUUAUUUGUAUUAUUAUUAUUUGUAUUACUUGUACAAUUUUUGGCCCUUUUUUCAAGGCGCUUAAAUAUUGAAUUCGGAUAUAAAGAUUUCCCCAUCCCCUCGAUUAUCAAGGUCCGUUGCCAUUGACAACCCAUUGCCAUGUAUGUAGUGUUCAUCGAUGAACUUAUUUUCCAUGAUUAAUGAAAAUGGAUAUUACGUCACUGGAUGAUUUUUUUUAAACUGACCAACUAUAGUCGGUUAAAACAGCAGAAUUCAUGUCAAACUUGUUUGUGCGAUUUAUCCAUCAGUCCCAUAUAUACUCAUCAGUGUGUGUAGUGUUUUGUAGACGUGAUAUCAAGACGGAUUAAAGUUUUUG
Lytechinus pictus (painted urchin) is the source of this 2618-nucleotide messenger RNA. RefSeq lists its product as uncharacterized. The coding region runs from base 88 to 801 and encodes 237 amino acids. The record is from RefSeq and is a predicted model, not a curated record. Lineage: Eukaryota; Metazoa; Echinodermata; Echinoidea; Temnopleuroida; Toxopneustidae. The transcript has 5 exons.